Molecule: messenger RNA, 1212 nt
Organism: Spodoptera litura
Lineage: Eukaryota; Metazoa; Arthropoda; Insecta; Lepidoptera; Noctuidae
Source: RefSeq, a predicted model, not a curated record
AUGUACAGUUUGGUUAACACCAAUUUUAACAGAACUUAUAAUCCAAGUGGACGACAAAAUGCUUUAUCGGAUAUUAAAAAGCUACUUACUUCCCGGGAUACAACUGCACAAAAUAAGGCUUGUGGAUAUUUGAUCGAAGUUAUUAGCCGUUACAACAAAAAUUCAAAUGAAGGUGCUCGUAUGGUAGAAUACUUACUCGACAAUGACAUAACUGUGUUCCUGUGUGAAGCUACCUCAAACCUAGAUUUUACGCUGUUUAGAUCAAUCCUAUCAUGUCUCCGGCUUCUAUGGCGUUCUCAUCAGUUCUUCGCGGACGAGCACGCUGCUCACGCGAUGACAGCCGUGUUGCGUGCGUUAGCGCACUACGCAGGGAGUGGUUCCAAGCCUCCUGUGGACGCCUGCCUGCACUUCUUAUGCGAUUUGUUGAAUGGGGUGUCUGUGAACAAGACUACUCCCCCUCUGUCACACCAAAGCGCUUAUAGCGCUGUACAACUUUUAGCUUGUCUAAACGCUCUGGCUACUCACAUCAGUACAAACCCAAACACCAUUUUAUCAAGCGCUUUAGUCCUUCACGCGCUGAUUUCCUACCAACCGGAGAACUUGACUAUAAACACGAAUACAGCAUCAGCUUUACUGGAAGUAUUGAAGAAAUGGUUAAGCUUGCUCAUGGGAACGUUGAACCACUCCAUGCUGGUAGGAGACAAUGGAGUUUCUGGAAUGUUCUACGUCGUCAUUUGUCAAAUUGGUCUGGAUGUUUUUGGGCUAAUAAAACUGGUCGGUCGGGAUCAGAAAGCGGACUUUGUGCAGACGAUACUGAGCGAUGAUCAUGAGAUAAAUGCUUUGAGGCAGUGUGCCGGGCAUAUGGGAGAAGCUGUUAGGCUUGUAGUAGCUGAACUAAUUACAUUUACAAAGGAACAUCAAAAUCAAAUUUCUACAGAAGAAUACAACGUAUUCCUAAAGUUAUUGUUGAUAUUUUUCUACGAUAAUAGAAACAAUGAGUAUUUGACAGAUUUCUGUGACUUGCUAUUUUCGAAAGGAUAUUUAAUGAUGCUGCCACAGGUGCAAAUAAAUAGAAACGACGUGUCUGUACGCAAAGUAAGCACACUAGUGCUUGGAGAAAUGCUAAAGGUUCUAGCUGAAAAAUAUCUAAACGUGAACGAUAUACAGAAUAGUGACAAUUGUGCUAAAGAUAUUCACGUAAGAACAAUCUAA